This is a messenger RNA of Penicillium cataractarum, 405 nucleotides long. Its product is annotated as GFA family protein. The transcript has 3 exons. The record is from RefSeq and is a predicted model, not a curated record. NCBI's taxonomy places the organism in Eukaryota, Fungi, Ascomycota, Eurotiomycetes, Eurotiales, Aspergillaceae. Bases 1 to 405 code for a protein of 134 amino acids. Gene Ontology annotation, molecular function: carbon-sulfur lyase activity.
AUGCCUGGCCUUGGAAGUUGCGCCUGCGGCAAUGUAUCCUUCCAGUACUCUGGAGAACCAGCUCUGACAGCACUCUGCCACUGCAAAGGGUGCCAGAACUGGGGUGGCAGUGCAUUCUCAUCUAACGUGGGCGUUCCGACCACGGCGUUCUCCCUCACCAAGGGCGAGCCCAAGAGCUGGGUCCGAAAUGGAGACGUUUCUGGCAAGGAGAAUCGACACUUUUUCUGCGGGGACUGUGGAUCUAGUCUUUUCUCGCGACCAGUGGCUCUGGGAGAUAUCACAUUGAUCAAGAGCGGAUGUCUCGAAGAGACUAAUAUCCCGAUUGCGCUGGAGUUGUUUGUGACUAGACGCCGGGACUAUGUUGUGUCUGUUGCAGAUGCUAAGCAGGCACCUGAGAUGCCUUGA